AUGCCGGCGAUGUCGUUAUAUGCGUCGUCGAAGCACUACGAAGCAUCAACAUGUUGUCAACUUUGUAUCGAAGCAGCCUAUGAACUAUGUCUACGCUCUGAUAAAGCAGGUGUGGAUCUCUUAGAGAUCUCGAACGGAAAUCGAACGAAAAGGUGGACGGACCACCGAUUGAACUCGUCGAUGAGUUCUAUUACCUCGGAUGUAUGCUGGAGAGCAAAGGCAGCUACGAGAAAGAUAUUCAAUAAAGAUGCACUAAGGCUAAUUCUGUAUUUAUCUGCUCGACGAAAUCCCUGUGGUCGACCACCAUCACUAACGAAGUCAAACUUCGAGUCUCUAUCCGCGAUCCGCCCCAUCAUGAUGUACGGAUGGGAUACUUGUGCAGCACCAUCUACGGUGAUGGAGAGGCUUCAUUGCACGGAAAGGAAGCUGCUCAGACGCCUCUUUGGCUACUUUUGGACUAGGGUAUGCAACAAUGAAGAGCUUUACGUGAAUCGAUUUAGUGUACCGGCGUAUGACACGUGUGUAUGA
Necator americanus (New World hookworm) is the source of this 528-nucleotide messenger RNA. RefSeq lists its product as uncharacterized. The coding region runs from base 1 to 528 and encodes 175 amino acids. The transcript has a single exon. Lineage: Eukaryota; Metazoa; Nematoda; Chromadorea; Rhabditida; Ancylostomatidae. The record is from RefSeq and is a predicted model, not a curated record.